AUGAGUAGCACUAGUGAAGCAUUAAAGAGGAUUAAAAACAAACAAAGAAGACAACAAGUAUAUGCAGAUAUUAAAAGACAAAAAGUAAAAGAUCGUCACAAGUUGCGAGCAGAGCGAGCUGAUGAAGAACGUAAUAAUCCCGAAUUGCGAGAACAAAGAAUAGCGGAAAAUAUACCAGCUACAAUCGACUCCAAAAGAGUCUAUGAUGAGACGCUUGCCGCUAAAGUAGAAGGCGAUCAAGACGAAUUUAGUGAAUAUUUCACCAAUUUAUCCAAGGAUCCUAAAAUUCUCCUUACAACAAACAUUGGAGCCAAAAAGCCAGCUUAUGAAUUUGCCGACAUGUUGAUGGAUUUCCUUCCGAAUACCACAUUUGUUAAACGUAAGAAGGAGUUUAAUGUGCAAGACAUGGCUAAAUUUUGUUCCAACAGGGAAUACACGUUGCUAGCAAUCAUAAACGAAGAUAAAAAGAAGGUUACCGGGUUAACUCUAAUCAAUUUACCCGAGGGUCCAACUUUCUACUUUUCCGUAAGCUCGAUAGUUGACGGCAAGAGGAUAAAAGGUCAUGGAGUAGCUACUGAUCACAUACCGGAGUUGGUGCUUAAUAAUUUCAAUACUCGAUUGGGUAAAACCGUUGGUCGUUUGUUCCAAUCGAUUUUCCCACACAAGCCUGAAUUGCAAGGGAGACAAGUCAUAACGUUACACAAUCAACGUGAUUACAUUUUCUUAAGAAGACAUCGAUAUGUAUUUAGGAAUGAAGAGAAAGUAGGGCUUCAAGAAUUGGGGCCUCAGUUUACGUUGAAGUUGAGAAGGAUGCAAAAGGAUGUAAAGGGAGAUAUUGUGUGGGAGUUUAGGCCUGAUAUGGAAAGAGACAAGAGAAAGUUUUAUUUAUAG
Lodderomyces margitis is the source of this 891-nucleotide messenger RNA. RefSeq names its product rRNA-binding ribosome biosynthesis protein (gene RPF1). NCBI's taxonomy places the organism in Eukaryota, Fungi, Ascomycota, Pichiomycetes, Serinales, Debaryomycetaceae. The record is from RefSeq and is a predicted model, not a curated record. The transcript has a single exon. Gene Ontology annotation, molecular function: rRNA primary transcript binding. The coding region runs from base 1 to 891 and encodes 296 amino acids. Gene Ontology annotation, cellular component: preribosome, large subunit precursor; nucleolus. Gene Ontology annotation, biological process: maturation of LSU-rRNA; maturation of 5.8S rRNA.